AUACGUUUUCAAAAAAUGCAACUGAGUUCCAUUGCGAUACGUUUAAAGAUCAAAUGAGCAUAGGAAUCUUCAGACCUGGGAUUAAUUUUCAGUAACUUCCAGUUAUUCAUAACCAUAUCCAGUUUGGGUAAAGAGCAAAGCUGGUAUAUUAGGUGCUAUUAUUCUGAUGGGAACAAAGACCGUACCAAGUUAUCACCAAGAAAACAUGGCGAUGACACAUGCCGUACCUGUCGAUAUGACAGCUAACGCUUUAAUUGCAUGUACUUAUGAUGUUAUCCACAAUAAAUCGAAGGAUACCAAAAUUUACAAUUAUACAUCUAAUAACAACCCUAUUACCUUCUACGAAGGUUGUAUGAUUGCAACAAAGAACAAAAUCACUGGAGUAUUUACUAAAAACUAUUAUUGGAAUGUAAUCAAAAUGUUUAUACUCAUGUAUCUUCCAUUUAUGUUCAUGGAUGUUUUCCGUUUCUUUACAAGACAAAAACUAAAGUAUCUACGUUUAUAUAAGAAAAUCAAUCAAUUCCUAGACGCGAUCUACUACUUUUUCAACAAACCUUUGUUUGUAGACAAUGACAAUUUGGAAAAUAUUUGGGAUUCGCUCAGUCAGCGUGACAAAGAAUUGGUCCCGUUCAAUUUAAGGGUCAUCGAUUGGAAAGAUUAUUUCAAUAACGUGCCUUAUGGUAUCGAGAAAUAUAUGGGUAUUAAGAUGAAAUUUUAAUUUUUACUUAUUGUUAUAUAAUUUAUAAGGAAUAACAUAAAUAAAUUUGGCUAUAGAUCGUUUAACGUUACCUCUGAUAACGAAAUCCGUAAUUACAUGUAUGUUUCACCUGUAUAUAA
Molecule: messenger RNA, 837 nt
Organism: Nicrophorus vespilloides
Lineage: Eukaryota; Metazoa; Arthropoda; Insecta; Coleoptera; Silphidae
Product: fatty acyl-CoA reductase 1-like
Exons: 4
Coding region: 167-718 (183 amino acids)
Biological process (GO): long-chain fatty-acyl-CoA metabolic process
Cellular component (GO): peroxisome
Molecular function (GO): alcohol-forming very long-chain fatty acyl-CoA reductase (NADP+) activity
Source: RefSeq, a predicted model, not a curated record